This is a messenger RNA of Alternaria arbusti, 699 nucleotides long. RefSeq lists its product as uncharacterized. The coding region runs from base 1 to 699 and encodes 232 amino acids. The transcript is spliced from 2 exons. The record is from RefSeq and is a predicted model, not a curated record. Lineage: Eukaryota; Fungi; Ascomycota; Dothideomycetes; Pleosporales; Pleosporaceae.
AUGUCGGCUCCUGCACUUGCACCUCAACCACCUGCCGCAGGCCCAUCCGAUGCCUCGAGAGGCGCACGAGGACGGCGGCGACCACGAGGCCGAAAUACAAACGCGAACACGGCUGCACAGUCAGAGCAAACAGAGCAAACACAGGCGCAAGCAGCACAGCAGCCACAGAGGGGCGGCGGGCGCGGUGGUAGAGGACGAGGGCGAGGAGGUCAGGCCGACAGUGGACGACCGUCGCAACCAAAUGCAGCUGCCCUCGAAUUUGUGCCCUCAUCCGUGCAACAAGCAGCGCAUCGAGGUGGAAGAGGCGGACGUGGCGGUGCGCGGGGUGGCCGAGCAAGAGGCGGCGCAGAGCGGUUUCCACAGCGUAUGGCUGCUGGCGGCCGUCAAUUCGGUGGACAGUUGACUGUAGAGGACGAUGCGGCUUCUGCCAUCUCAGAAGCUCCGCCAGGACUACAAGCAGAUGCGCCAGCUUUCCAGCCAGGCCAACCCAUCGCCCCUCGCAAAUCACGACCGCCGCGCCAGAAGCAGCCGCAAGCACCCAAAUCCACCGCGCCUGACAUCGCCACCAGGACACACGAGGAUAUCGAUAAUGGUCAUUACGAAUGUGCCAUUUGCACUGAAGACGUCACAAGGCGUUCACGGGGGAACAUGCUGGACCGUGUUCCACCUGGGCUGCAUCAAGAAGUGGUCAACAAAUGA